UUAUCGACACUAAUGCAAUUAGUACAAAGAAGAUGAACUGGUUAUUUUCAGAACAAGAAAUAGAAGAUAUUCUAAAACAACAUUUUCCACAGGUCAGUCGCAAGCUGAUCUUUGAAACUUCACUAGACUUCAUCAGAGAUGUUGAAGUUCGAGACGAUGAUGUAUUCUUAAUUGGGAAUCCAAAAUCGGGUACCACGUGGUUACAAGAAUUGGUGUGGUUAAUUGGUAACGACUUGGACUAUGGAAGUGCCAAUAUAUUUAUUGACGAGCGUUUCCCAGUAUUAGAGUUACAAGGGUUUUUUAAUGGAUUUCUUGAGGACACAACUCAUAUCAACAUACUAAAGUGUCAUCGAGAAUCUUUAAGCUACGUUCAAAAUUUGAAGAGUCCUCGUUUCAUAAAGUCGCAUGUAGCGCCAAGAACUUUACCAACGCAACUUCUUUCUGGUACCAAAAAGGCGAAAAUCAUAUACAUAUCCAGAAACGCAAGGGAUACGUGUUUAUCAAGCUACCAUUAUUCAAAAAACCUACUGAAGCAACACGAUUGCUCCCUAGAUGAUUAUUGCAAGGUGUUUAUGUCUUAUGGUUAUAACCAUUUUGAUUCGAUUUUGUACUUUUGGAAUUUGAGGCACCAGGAAAACAUUUUAUUUGUAAGAUACGAGGAAAUGAAAAAUGAUUUAGGGUCGGUGAUACAAAGAGUAGCCAAAUUUCUAAAUAAAACCGUGACCGAUGAAGAACAGUCGAAAUUGCUGAAGUGGUUGGAUUUUGAUCAAAUGAAACUGAACAAAGCCGUUAACCAUGAUACUCUUUAUCAGACGCCGGGAUUUAUUAGAAAGGGGAUAGUUGGUGGUUAUAAACAAGAAAUGUCUCCAGAAAUACUUGAAAAAUUUAAGAUUUGGAUUCAGGAGUCCCUCAAGGAUUCGGAUUAUUUUGAAUACGAAUAAUUUAGUCCUUUAAUGUGUAUUUAUUCUUAUAAAUGUUUAUUUUUUUGUUAUAGUUUGUAAAACUCAUUUCUUAUUCAUUCAACUUCCACACUUGGAGAUAAUUGACAAACGUUUUAGCAUGAA
Molecule: messenger RNA, 1064 nt
Organism: Photinus pyralis (common eastern firefly)
Lineage: Eukaryota; Metazoa; Arthropoda; Insecta; Coleoptera; Lampyridae
Product: amine sulfotransferase-like
Exons: 5
Coding region: 33-941 (302 amino acids)
Biological process (GO): sulfation
Cellular component (GO): cytoplasm
Molecular function (GO): sulfotransferase activity
Source: RefSeq, a predicted model, not a curated record